AAAAACUCGGUGAGUUCGUGUCAAAGGCAUUACAAAUUCUUAAGACUGAAAAUUAUUAAUCGCAGGAUGAAUGAAUUUUGUAUUUAUUUACCUAAUUGUGGUAUGGCCGGUGAUCCGUUCUCUUUUUUUUAUUCUUAAUUAACCCUCUAUUCCGAUCAUUAAACACAAUCUUCAACAACUAAAAAGUCCAAAAAUAUACCAACUCCGCGCCUGUUGUAUUUCCCCUUCUAGAAUAUCUUUAAUUAUUUUAUUUUAUAUACAGCUUCAACCUUAUAAAUCUCACUGUGUCCACAUUCAUGUUCAUCAACUUGCUUCGUUUAUGCCGUAAGAAUUGCGAUGUUGAACAUGUUCGCAGUCCUCGCUCUGUCCCUAGCAUCUACGUUGACAUGCUUUGCGAUUGCAACCACUUCCAUUCCACAAGAGCUUCACAUAGGCUUCUCGGCAACUCCACAAUCUUCAACGUCGUCGUUUCAACCAGUUCUUAGCGACCCCAGCGGAAACUUCUCUCUGGGGUUCCUCCGCACGAACCUGAACCAGCUGGCACUAACUGUCAUCCACGUGGCAUCCUCAGAGCCAUUCUGGACGGCCAACUUAACUCACGUGGCAUCCUGGUCCGACACCACGCGCCUCUUCUUCAACGGGAGUCUCGUUUUGUCGGACCCCAAAACGCGUGUUUCGUGGUCAACCGCCACAAACGGUGACAGCGUGGUGCUCCUGGACACCUCCAACUUGCAGGUCCACGACAAAGGCACUCCCAUCUGGGAAAGUUUUCAUUUUCCCACAAAUACCCUCGUUCAGAGCCAGAACUUCACCGCUAAAAUGUCUUUGGUGUCUCCCAACCGUUUCUACUCUUUACAGCUAGGAAACAAUUUCAUGGGAUUGUACGAAAACCAAGGCGAGGAGCGGUUAAUGUAUUGGAAACACACGGCACUUGAAGCAAAAGCUGAAAUAGAAGAAGGGCAGGGACCGAUUUACGCCCGAGUCAACCCGGAGGGUUUUCUCGGGAUGUACCAAACGAGUAACGCACCCGUCGAUGUUCAGAAAUUUAACAGCUUCCAAACAACGUCGUCGUUUUUGUUCGUCCGGGUGGAACCGGACGGAAAUCUGAAAGGUUAUUAUUGGGACGGUUCUAACUGGCUGCUUAACUACCAGGCUAUUACUGAAACCUGCGGUUUGCCCAAUCCCUGCGGUUCGUACGGUUUGUGCACGCCGGGCGGGUCUGGAUGUUCUUGUUUGGAAAACCGAACCCGUUUUGAAGCUGGUGGGUGUUUGGAUAGAGGUGAUGUUGGGGGAGACUUGUGUGGAGAAGAAGGGAUUGGUGGAAGUGGUUACUGGGAACUGAGGAAGAGUGGGGUGGAGCCACCGCAUAAGGAGCUACUGGGGCACGUGACGACGUCGUCCCUGGCGGAAUGCGAGGGUUUGUGCCAGAAAAAUUGUAGCUGUUGGGGAGCGUUGUAUAGCAACGACACCGGGUUUUGUUAUGUUUUGGACAAUCCGAUCCAGACCAUGUUGGGUACCGGGGAUGAGUCAAAGGUGGGUUAUUUUAAGGUUAGGAAAGGGGAACGGGGAAGGAAUCGGGUUCGGGUCGGGGUUGUGGUUGCGGUUAUGGUUAUGGUUAUGGUUAUGGUUGUGGUUAUGGUUGUUGGGGUUGGGUUAUGGGUGAUGAGGUGGAAAAGGAGGAGAGGGACGGCGAAUGAGGAGGAUUGGGCCUCGCCCGGCCCGUAUAAGAAUCUGGGGUCUGCUAGUUUUAGAUCGAUCGAAAUGUGCACAAAGGAAUAGAGAAUGACGGAAGGGGUGACGCAUGCACAUAGUUGACAUUGAUGUUUUGAGGUAGUGGGGGUGGGGCCCAUCUAAUCUAAUCUUUGUUUUUGUGUAUUGCACUGCACAUUCAUUCACCUUCCCACUCUCCUCCCCUGUUGGAGUUGCUCGAGAAGCCAGUGGCUGUUUGGAGAGCUGAAUGAAAAGGAAACCAAAGAUCGCUACACUAUUAAUAUUUUGAGCAUCCUCAAUUCAAUCAACAUCAGAGACUCAACUUUAACUAUAUUAUUUCUUCUCUAAUUUCACUGUCGCCUUGCGUUUUUUAUAUUGCUAUUUGCAUCCAACCCCAUUUCACUAUAACUCACAGUGCAUUUGUUAGUUUAAAACUUUAUAAUUUCUUCCCCCCAUUGAUUGCAAAUUAGUCAUUCUUUCAAGCACUUACUUUUGACCAUUAAAAAAACAAUGUUUUGUAAUUGGACUUGUAUAUAAUAUCAU
Abrus precatorius (Indian licorice) is the source of this 2253-nucleotide messenger RNA. RefSeq names its product PAN domain-containing protein At5g03700. Bases 337 to 1779 code for a protein of 480 amino acids. Lineage: Eukaryota; Viridiplantae; Streptophyta; Magnoliopsida; Fabales; Fabaceae. The transcript has a single exon. The record is from RefSeq and is a predicted model, not a curated record.